Molecule: messenger RNA, 27848 nt
Organism: Xyrichtys novacula (pearly razorfish)
Lineage: Eukaryota; Metazoa; Chordata; Actinopteri; Labriformes; Labridae
Source: the annotation of a GenBank genome assembly
UCAGUUUACAAGAGGAGCUCGUAGAGAUCAGCCCUGCAGCGAGAGGGUUUUUUUGGCAUUCUCAGAGCGUCAGAGGCGAGGAAGAGGCUGACGGGGAGCAGCCGCUGGACUUUGUGAGGAAGCCUGAGUGACUGGUUGGACAUUUCCGUGGCCACAUGAGAGAAUGCUGUCAGGACUGGCUCUGCUGCUGCUCAUCUGCCUCCACAUGCGUGUGCAGGGGAAGCCGCGGUCACAGGUAGGACCAAAUGCACCUCUGCUGGGUCCUGGAGGAACCUGGGAGAUUCCUGGGGGAUUCACACUAAUGCCUAAAAUCAUGGUUUAGUGGUAGCAUUGUAUGAUACACUGCAAGGAGCAUUUAACUUUGGGCUCUGUUUGCAUGCAUGACACUAAGAGACACUCUGCAUUGAUCAGGCUUGGGGAUUACAGAGGGUCUAAUUAAGACAUCUGAAUUGACAGAUUUAGAUGCAAGCAGGUCUGCUACUCAUUCCCAUAAAGUUUAUAGUGCUCUCAGACUGCCCUGGACAGUGUCACUCCAUAACUUGGAGCGUCACAAUCCUGUGGUCCAUCUAUUGAGUGGUAGUAUUUACAGUAUGGCUGUUUUUACUGGGGCUCUGCUUGGCCCCUGAGCGGUUUAUUUUUCCACAGCACAUUCACAGGGUACUUGUGGGAUUAGAUUUCCCUUCUAGUGGAAGACUCAGAGAGUCAGGCUUGUCCUGGGACUAUAAAGAUGCACUUGGAACUCUAUUAGGGAUUGACUGCAGGCCUGAAUUAGCCUGUCGCUGACUGUGGCUCAGCUCAGCUAGUCUCAGCUCACCUGUGUUUGCUGAUGAUUAAUGAGGCGGCUGUGAGGUGCCCUGAGGUUGUAAAUGCAAACUUGUAGAGUGCUAAGGUCUUGAUGAUGAGGUUUGUGCAAGCUUUAAAUGAGUUCACAAUACUUAGCCAUUCUUUUUAUAAUUGCACAAAAUGUGGGUCAAGAGUUUGUGUGGGAGAAGCAUCUUGGAUGUUGGAAAUAAAAAAAAAAAGCUGAUUAAGAAAGAAAAAUGUAGGCUUUGGGAAUCAAAUAUGCAGAGAAAACAAGAAUGUUUUUGCAGAACUUUUCAAGUUGAGAUUUUUCUAAAGCUGAGCCAGAGUAGUGUGCAGGCUUUUCUCAUUUCAACAAUUUAUUUCUUUUAUAUUGUACUAAUGGGAUAGUUGGAAGCACAAACACCUCCUUUAAACCAGAACUGAAAGACAGCCAGAGACCUAGGCGACCACAGACUGAAGACAUACCACACUGAGUAAGGAAACAUCGUCCAUUGUUGUAUUUGUAGAAGACCUCAGGGUCAUCUUUCUGUAGAGGUCUGUCUGGUAUUUGUUUUUGUUUGACACUGGCUUUCUCUUUUUCAUUAUAUGAAGUCUCCCAGGUCAUACUGUAUAUGAAAAAUGGAACUGUUUGAAAAGUUUUCCUUUUGCCACUCGGAGUUUGCACAUCUGUUAAAUGUGAUAAAAAUUAGCGAAAACCGAGAUUUUUAUGGUGUGACAUAAGCAUAAUUUUCUGGUGAGCUAAUGAUGCACAAAGAUAUACUUGUGGUAACUGGUUAAAACUGAUCCAUAGAUAAAGUAAUACUCUGGUACUGUCACUAAUAUGUUCAAACUUGGAGGCAAAAAGUUCAUAUUUGAACUGUAAUGAGCUGUUUGAAUUUACUAUAUAGUUUAUUGGCCAUCUGAGGUAGCUUGCCAUUUAAUCCAGCAGAGGGCGCUUUUAUUGUUACCUGACCAUGGCAUGGCACUCUUGACUCAAACAAACUGAUACAGUGAUUUUCUGCAGAAAUGGAGGAUGUUUGCAGCAGCUAGUGAUCCUGGGCGGACCAUAACAUCACAAAAAAAAAACAAAAAAACAGAAUGCACUUUGAGGAAGCAUUUUGGAUUCUGCUUCACAGAUAGUGAGACAAAAGACUAAGAUAGGGGUGAAUUGACUUUCUGUCUCACUCCUCAAAUACAGUACAUCUGUGGGCUCACCUGUAAGGCCAGCAGCAGAGGCACAGUGCUGAGCAUGCAAUAUCAGCAGGUUAUACUAGAACAGAUGGACUCAGUUCUGAUCAAAAUGUAGACUUCUAUUUCUGGUGAAUAAUAUUAAAAGAUUAGUCAGUAGACUGUUCAAAUUGCUUACAGGCUUUUGUUUUUUUGUUUUUUUAGUGGGGUUUUCAAUAAGUUAUUGAAAUUCUCCUCAGUUGUCUACUUUGACAUUUUCUUUAACAUAAGACCUUUUCGUUUUAUGUCUUACUGGGCUGGUAUUUUCAUUAUGUUGUGCUGUUGUUAAUAAAACCACAAAAUGAUGUGAUAUAGAUGUUAAGUGUGUCAGUACUGUGAGAGUGGGGUAUUGAAAAUAUUUUAACAUCAGCAUGUCAUGUUUGAUAUUUAUUGGAACUUUCUCUCUUUUUAAAUUGACAGCCCUAGAAAGUCAUUAUGGAGAAAGGAGAGUUUGUGAUUUGGGUCAGUUAGACCUCAAGACAAGACCUCUCGAGCAAAUUUAACAAAAUAUGUAAACAGCAAAGAUAAUAAACGCAAUAUAUGGGAUGUUUUGAUAGAAAAAUGUACUCCUUAUUGUCGAUUAUUUCCAAGUGUAUGCUUAUCUUGCAAUGUUAAGGCCUGGCAGAGUCACUCUAUUCCCAAAACAGUGUGUCCAAAUCAGAGCAGUGAUGUCAGGAGAAACCGUAUGCAUCGUAUGCUGUAGAUCCACUGAGCUCAAUGCUAUUUCUGAGUGUUUUACAAGCAUGGGAGCCUUUAACAAGACGCUCUGGCCUUCUUGGCGGGCUGUGAGGGCAGUUUGUGGGGUGCAUGAGGCCUCUUUUUACUGUGGGAUCAAAGGUCUCGCCACUCAUACCUACGUCUCUCUUCACCACCGGGCUACAAAUCUUAUAAUGUUUGCUGCUUUAACAUUUGUAGGAAGUUUGGCAUCCUGUAUAAAACCUGAUUUCAACUUUCGAACCACUGGGCCUGUAAUACAAUACACAAGACAAAGUGCUUCUCUAACAGUGAGAGGAGCAAACUGCAGAGUAAUACAAAGUGUACUCUUUUGAAACCGCUACAACAGACUCUUGUUUUGUCCUCAGCUCGCUCGUCUCUUCCUUUGUUGCCGUGAAGAACCACAGCCUGUCUGUGUUUCCAUGUCGGUUUGACACAUGUUGCUAUGAUUUCAUGAAAUGCUCUGUUGUGGAGAGCGGAAAACUGAGUGAUUACUAUCCAAAACACCAGAACUUGUGUUGCUAUUUGUGGUUAAAAACCACGGUUAGUCCGCUAAAUUUUGUUCCAGUGAUAACAGCGCCAGAAAUUUAACUGGAGGGAAAGAAACAAAUUGAAUUAAUCUGCUGGCUUUUGGUUAAUGGUCACAUCUUCCAUGAACAAAAAACUAAACUGUCUUGCUGCUAUCUGAUUUGAAAGGCUGCAAAUUCACUUUUGAUUAUCCAAGUAAUAUUGUGUUUAUACAUUUAUUUGAUGAAGUGCUUUAAAACGUUUAUAAGGUAGAGACAGAUUUCUUAACACCCCCUCUUUAAAGCUGCCAAAACAGUUUCCACAAGUGAAAUACAAUAGUUUCUCAUAUUUUAGGACUAUAAACACAAGUUAACUAUGGCAUUCAUAAUAGACAGAGAGCAAAUUUACUCCAGAUUCUUUGUAAAUGUUAGAACUAUCAGAGCUUUGUUUCAGGCAAAGUUUGGCAGAAGUGUCCCUCUGCAAGGUGACACUGAAGACUGUGUGGUAACAACCUCUGGAUCAGUAAUGCACUCUCACCCGAAAAGCAAUCUUCCAGUCUAUUUCAGUCAUCAUGCAUGUAACUCCAUUUUUGGGCAAAUAAAAUUUGCAGUUGAAACACUUGGAAAGCUCUCAUGAAAACCAGUUGGUCUAUAAAGCUUUAAAGGUGGCCUUAAAUUAUUAUCAGCAUUGUGGGAGCUUUCAUAAAGACAUUUAUUAUUACCUCAGUAUCCAUUUCUCCCAAUAUAGACAUGAAUUUUUCUUUUUUGCCAAAGCAGGUCAACUACUUAAGCAAAUACUAGCUUUAUGCUGUUGAUUCAAAAUACAAACUCUUUACCUCUACACCUCACAGACAGACACAUACUUGACCAAGGAAAUGCAUAUCCAGUAUCUUCAUCCGAUGACUUACAGCAUUACAGUGUGGAGGUAAGUCUUCCUACUGUAAUAAGUAAGAAAAUCUGACCCAGAUCUUUUCACUCUCACCCUGUUCUCCUAAUUCUUACAGUGUUUAAAGCAGUAUCAACACAAUUUAAAAAUACUUUGUCACAGUUUGUCACAGGGGCAAACGUGAAUAGAGAACACAACCAGUCAACCAAGGUAAUGAGCUAAUAAAUGUUAGUGUUACUGAAGUAAGAUGACAGCUGUAGUUUACAGCAUUAACAGGGUACAUGCACUCUAACCAGUUUCUCACAUGCUUGCUUUUGUAUUUACCUUCAGUUUUAGAGGAGAGACUCUACCCUUCAGUCUUUUAAAGUCUAGAGUAUUUUACUACAGCAUCAUAAAUAUCACCUGAAGAUACAGAGAGAUCAAACUUAGGAGACCUGCAGCUUUACUUACAGCUGCAAAACCUCGGUUAAACAGUGUUAGAAGAGCAACCUGCUUAGUAUACAAUUUUUUUUUUACUACUCCACUAACACUGAACCUUGUCAGAACCGCUGAAAUAGUUCACUACCGGUUUCAGAUAUUUUAUAAGACUGGGCAAAAAGUUAAGUGAAAUAAGUAAAACAGUUCUGACUGCUCUUCCCUCAGCCUUGUAUCGUAUUACAUCCCAGGAGGGACUUAGUCACUGACUCUGACUCAGCUCUAUGUGAAGUAGUCAGAGGCUGAUUCCACGGGCUGACAUUUCCUGCACCCAUAAAAUAAAACAGAAAAGGACACUGUCAUCACUCUCUCUGCCUCUUAAUCUUCCUCUCACUCUUCCUCUCCCCCUUGCGGGUAUUUGCUCCAGAGUCUGUAUUGAUUCAUUAUGGUGCUGCUUUUAAUAUUGACAUGGAACAAUCCCCUACUGAUGAGCCAAGAGAUGUGAGUCCAUGUUGCUGCUCUACUAGUAGUUUGUCAUAGUUUAUAAUAAUGCACAGUGUGAAACAGACAUAGUGAGCUGGUGACUGUUGCUCACCUGUGUGUGACACCUGCACAUAGUGCUGGGCGAUUGGACGAUAGAUAUCGUGGGCACGAUAGAAAAUGUCUAUCGUGCCAUUUUUUAUUUUUAUCGUUUCGGGCGAUAGGCUGUAUUUUAUCCAUAGGGCUUGUGCCAUCAGAUGAUUCAUAGUAACAACAACAAUAAUUGAACAUUAAGUAAGUGUAUUUGGUGUCAAACGGGAAAGAAAACAGUAUUUCCUUACAAAGAAAAGGAUGCGUUGACAUGUUGGCUCGCAUUUCUCUUUCGAUUUUGCGACAUGACACCGCUUUACGUGCCCUCUUCGUGUCCAGCGUCUCCCGCCGUUGCGGGUUACCUGGGUUACACACGUGAGGGGACCAUUGUAAGCAGUGCUUUAUUUGUGCCGGAGCAAGUCGGAGCGCGAUCCGGGACCUCUUUUGAUCGGAUCCGGGACCUAUUUCAGCCGCUCCGGCACCUGUUUUAUGUGCUCCGGGACCUUCCCUGUAGAGGAUGACAUUUUUCGGGGAUUCCCCGUGGUCACGUGAUUCCCGCGGGAUGGGAGUCAUUUUUUAAUUAAUCCCUUGAUCGGGACAGGACGGGAAAAAAAACAACGGGAGUGGGCAGGAGCGGGAACUUCACUGUCUCAGUUUAUAGGUUUUAUAGAAAACAUACUUUCCCCCCACACUGAUUCACUUGGGUUACGUUAUAGGCAACAGAAGUUCCUUUAAUGUCUGUAAACCAGAUUUUGGAAAUCAUUACCAGUAGUAAAUGUGAUCUGAGUUAUAUCCUGUGUAAUCCUGAAAGGAAAUUUCUCUCAUAUUUCGUACUCAACAGGAUGUACAGUCAGCUAUCGAGUCACUUUAUUAGUAAGUUUGUCCCACAUGAACUUUCUGGAGUCGUGGCGAAUCAAAUCACCUUACCUGUCUGCCCCUGAUAGGCGAAUAAAGCGCUCGGAUUCAUGCUCGGGUCUUCCCACGUGCUUCAAGAGUAAAGUAAACAAUGAUGGAGGCAUAGAGCAGCUUUGGAGGAGAAACAUCUAGCAGUGUGAACAACCUCUUCAAAAGAGCCCUAAAGACCUACCUUUUUAAUAAAGUCUUUGGUUAGUUUUCCUCUAUGCUUUUACUACCUUGCCUCUUACAUUGCAACUCUAUAUUUUUUAUUUUUUUAAUUCUUUUUUUUAUGCCAAUCUGUGACUGUCAUUCUAUUGCUUUUUUAUUGUUGCUGCUCUUUUUUUAUUGUGUACUGUAGCACUUUGAGAUUUUUUGUAAAUGUAAAGUGCAUUACAAAUUAAAUUUAUUAUUAUUAUUAUUAUUAUUAUUAUGGAGUGCUUUGGCUCACACUCGGCGUUUUCUGUGAGUGUUGCAUAACUUUGGGUGAGCACAGACAUGAACGCACUUCAGCCACGUAUUUAUUUAUUCAUUUUUCUAGUUUUAAGUGCUGGUCUUGUACAGGUACUAGUGCAGCUGUAUACACUUACAUUUUUCAUAGAACUGAAAGCAUACCAUAGCUAUAUCGUGAUAUAUAUCGUUAUCGUGAUAUAAAAUGAUCCAUAUCGUGAUAUACAUUUUUUCCCAUAUCGCACAGCACUACCUGCACAGAUCUCCUCUGAUUCUUGUUGCACCACAUCUUAAUUUUUCUCUUGUGGUCAUUAUUUCUCUUAAUCCGGUCUUUUCCUGAUGCCUCUGAUGCCCAAAGGGAUUAGAAUUAUAGUUCUGCUCUUCUGCUGUCUAUAAGUAAACCGAUCCACAUCUGUUGAUGGUGAAUUUAAGCUUAAGUGGGUGGACUUCCUCUUGUUACAGUAGAUCCAGUUAUCUAUAUAUCAGGCGGAAAUUAACAUAAACUUAAUAAAAAAAUUACUCUGGAAGACACUUCACUGUCUCAGUUUAUAGGUUUUAUAGAAAACAUACUUUCCCCCCACACUGAUUUACUUGGGUCUCCUGCAUGUUGUCCUUCACGUUAUAGGCAACAGAAGUUCCUUUAAUGUCUGUAAACCAGAUUUUGGAAAUCAUUACCAGUAGUAAAUGUGAUCUGAGUUACAUCCUGUGUAAUCCUGAAAGGAAAUUUCUCUCAUAUUUCGUACUCAACAGGAUGUACAGUCAGCUAUCGAGUCACUUUAUUAGUAAGUUUGUCCCACAUGAACUUGAUGGCAGUGUGGCUCCCACAGAUACAGCUGUGUUUGAAGUGCUGACUGAAGUAAAAGCAGCGCCGCCCACCCCCCACUCAUUAAAACUAGCUCAAGAUCCACAGCAUCCCUGCAUGUGGGAGGCAGAUGCUGGUAGCCUUGACGACCACAGUGUGAGCUUUAGAUGAAAAAGAGGGGAUGUUUUAUCCAGAUAUAAUCUUAUUUCUUCCCAAUAUGAACCCUAUCCUGAGUCUGUUUUGAAUCAAAUUCUUACUCUAGUUUCUUCUCGUCAGAUGUUUGUAAGAUCCCAAUAAUGCCAUUUCCAGACGCAGCAUCUUGUUGUGAGGUCACUUCCACUAUAAAUUCUUUGUCAUUGGGGUGAUGUUACCUCUAUUUUCUCGACCUGGAAGCCAAACUAUGGCUAAUUACAUUUCCAGAUGAGCUUCUGUGUCACAGCUGACUAAGUCAUGAUAACUUUAUUGGCCACUCUCCAAAGAACAUUAAAACUUUUCAAUGUGUAAAUAGCUGCAGAAAUCCCCAACGUGCUCACUAAACAGCCCCCCUUUAACCCCACACUCAUAAAUAUGUUUUGAAAUACGGCCCAGUAUCCAUCCUGGGAAACAUUUUUACAGUAGUAGGAGUAUAGAUCAUGGCAUGUCUUUGUUCCCAGAGGUUAACCACAAGGAGGUACUCCAAUGAUCCAUGAGCUUCAACUCACCAAAAUACAAACAUUGGAAAUGAUCUCUUCUUUUAUACGGGACUCUGAUUAGUACAGCAUAUUUUAAGAUGGAUUGACAUGUUUCAAAAGAGUCCAUGUCCAACAGUUAUUUCUCUUUUGCUUCUCUGUCUGUGAUGAGUAAGAGAGCUGAGUGGGAAAUCUCUGAGACACAGGUUAGGUUUGGGUUGGAUCUGAGCCUCAGCCAACGUGGGAUUCAUGUGGAUUCAGUCUUUGGGGGAGGGCUCAACCACUGCGCUGUCUCCAGACUAAGAAAAUAUCCUUUCAUCUGCAACUUUUUUUAAACCCUUUUUAUUCAUAAAGACCUUCUGCAUAACAUUUUAGUAUUUUUGUAUGCAGACAUGCAGACGGGUCAGUUGUUCUGUGCAGGGCUGUCAGGCCAGUGAAUCAUCAUUUUCAGCUUCAACUACCGUCAAAAUCUGCUUUUAUACAGAGAGAAAUCUACGUUUUUUUCACAAAUGAAAUCCUUUGAUGUCUGGGUUGUCCUUGGAACAAACAGACGUGGUAACAUAAGUGUGGACCUUUGGUAAGAGCUGGGUGAAAUGUGAUGGUUUGAUCUUGACUUGAGUAAAAGACAGAAGGUCACACAAACUUUGUUUGCGUUCGCGUUUGUUCAUCAAAGAUUCUGUCAGCAAUAUGACACGGUCUUGAAACUCAUCAGGCAUCGCUAAAAAACUUUGGAGCUCUUGCUUUAACUUCCAGCCAAGACGCCAUAGUCUGUGAGCAAUCCCUUUUUUUGCAGUUCACCUAACUACUUGAGACAACAACAGAAAUAAACACUAUGUGUGACAGAAGAAUAUGAUCAUAGACUGUAUUCUGUACUCUGGACAACUUGUAUGCAUUCUGCAGGAGAGUCACUGUGAUGACGCUCGGCUCAAACAGCGUAUCCCCUGGGUAAGCUACGCAAUCUUUGUAUGCCCAUAGGCUGUAUCAAGUGUCAAUCAUAGAAAACAUGAACCCCCUAAUAACGAGUCUUACAAAAACUACAUGUCAACAUCGCAAGCAAGGGGGGGGGGGGGGGGGGUAUAUAUUCUGUGUAAUUAAUUUCUAAAGUUUGUCCAUAGGGAUUACUGAAGGAGGUGGGAUUUAUGACCUAUACUACAGCCUGUCACCAGAGGGUGCUGUUCUCAGAGUGGCUUCACCCAACGAGUAGGCAGACGGCGUCCAUUCUAUGUACAGUCUAUGAAUAUGACACAAUGAGCAAUAGGUGGCCACGAAAACAAUAGUGUUUAAAUACAAUCAUAUUGUGAAGACUGAUAUAUCCCUAGAAAACCAUGUAAUGCCAGCUCACAUCAUGAUAUCUGAUUAACUGAAAAAGGCAAAGUGCAGGAAUCAUGUGUUUUCAAUGACAUGACAACAGUAAAGUUUACUAUUUCUCUCUACAACUACAAACCUAAGUAGAUGAAGCUAUCAAUGAGGCUAUCAUAGUCUCUUUACACCGACUUUCAUGGUUGAUGAUAGGAUGGUUGGUGCCGGUUGAUGUAUGAAUGUAUAAUGUAUAAAAUGUUUUUAUGUUACAUUUAAACUGGAGCAGGUGUGUUAAAACUUAAACUAAAUGAAUGCAUCUAACUAACCGUUUGAAGGAUAUGAAAGACAUGAGCAGGUAUCAAAUGUAAAUCCUCGUAUGGUAUGUUUCACACAGAUCUUCCUUUCUGAAGUGUGUAGUGUUGAAACAGCUGUCCACAUCGUAAUGCUGCUGAUGCAGUGAUUGCAUCAGGCACUGUGAUUCAGCCAUCAGCAUCUGCUGGUUUCAGUCUGUCAGUCUCUGGCCUCACAUGUGUCUCAGCUGCAGAUUAUUCUGUCUCAGAACCAUGAACACCUGCUGAGAGAAACAGGUGCUUUUCCUCCCUAUCAGACACUUAUGUGGUAUUUUCAACACACUUCAUGUUUCAGGUUUCAGAGACAGCUUGUUUGGCAUCCCUGUUGGGGCAAGACGCCAGUCAACUACUGUUUAACACUUGUAUUAAUGUAAUUUGAGUAGUUAAAACACAUUUAAAAAAAACAAAAAACUAUCAGCCCAGUCAGAGAGUGACCAACGCCUAGUAAAUCUGUUAACCGGGUCGUUGUGAGAGGAGAACUGUCCAAGAAAACCUCAUGAAAGGUUUGAACCUCUGCAAAACCAACAAAGUUCAUGAACGGCAAACAAACCCAGUCACGCACUCCUUUGCUUUGCUCUGAGACAUUCCAGUAUCAAGUUUAACCUUUUUUCCACCACAUGGAAAACUUAAUUUAGCAGAGAGGAGUUCAAGCCUGCAUGUUGUGUCUACCACUGCUGUGAAUUUCAAGCUCGAUAUCAUUCGAAGCUUUACUCACAUUUGCAUUCCUAGUGUGAAGCCAAACAGCAGACCUCCUACAUGGUUAAAAGCGGUGUUAUUGCAAUGAAACUGUGUAACAUCAUGCAAAAGUUGUCUGGAAAACAUUUAGAGCCUGUGCAACAAUAUAAUAUUAAAUUGUAAAUGUUCAGUGUCAAGGAGCGAUACAAAUGUCUGAUAUUUACAACAGUUGACCACAGCCCCUCUGAUGUAUGUUCAGACAGUCAUUGUCUGCCUCUAAAUCUUUAUCUCAGUGACGAGUCAACACUGUACAUGAAAGAGUGAUGACAGACUAGAGAGGAUUUAUACUUUUAUGCUUGACAGAAAGAUCAAGAUCUGGCCUGAAAUAUGGAGUUUCAUUUUGUGGUGUCAAUGACAUUCUCUUCACUGAAAAUCGUCACUUAUGGUUGUCACGAGAUGUAUUCAGAACAUUAUUACAUAAUAUAAAAACAAUAUAUUUCUUUUGGUAGUCAGUUCACCCCUUCAAAGCUGCACCGAUUCACAUUUCUGUAUAACAAUCAGAGAAUUAACUAGUUAUUAUCUUAAAAGUGUUACAUACAGUUGUACACCACUCUACAGUUCACCUGUAAAAAGGUGUUUUGGGGUCCUUUAGCUUAUUGUUUUGAUUUCACAAUUUGCAACCCCUCCAUUUCUGUUCACGUCCAAGGGUCUCACCAACCUCAUCAGGAUCAGACUGUUGUUUCCAGUAGAAACCCUCUUACAAACUGAAAACCUGCAUACCCAGAUGUAAGAAAAUGGUAAUCCAGGAGAGUAAGCUUCUGUCUUUUGAAUACGGUUCAGAGACAGAUAUUGAUGUAUCUUAAAUCAGUGUUCAUAACAACAUCCCUUCUCUUUAAAGCUCCUGUAAUGAGUCAGUAGGUUAUGAAAAAAGACCAAAAUAAAAAGUAAUGUAUCUCAGUGAUGUACAAAACCAAAUAAGACCAUUAAUGGCAAGAUUGACAAUUUCCACACUGUAAUGUGUGAUGCCUGUAACGGCUCUGAGGGAGUAUGUGCACUGGAGAGAGAGACGUAGUUACUUUUCUCAGAGCAAAUGUUCAUGAUGGGAGAUUAAUAUUUGUCAGCAACAUUUAACAGGAGGAGCUUUUUGUGCCAAUAAACAUCCCUUCUAUAAAGAUUAGGCAAAAUCAGCAAAUAUAUAUGGGUCCCCACUUUGUCCACAGGGGGCGCCAAAGACUUAUUAACAUAGAGGAUAUUCAAAAUAUUAUCUUGAACCUUUGGUUUUGAGGUUGAUUUUUUACCAGUCAUUGUUAAAGAAAAGUCACAGGGGAGAGGAUGUUGUAAAGGUGCUGCUUCUGUUUUCUGCACACGUUAAAAAUGAUUAAAAAAAUAAUAAUAAAAUAAAAAAUCACCUGUUUUGACUUUACUGUGAAUGACAAUGUUUAAUGUAAUGUAUAAAAAUAAAGCAGGCUAAAAUGAGCAUUUGAACAUGACAAACAAUAUUAGGUUAAUAAUAAUUUGAAAAGUAAGUUGGCUGACGUGAACACCUUCAAAAUUGAGGGAUGACUUUUUAAGCUGCAUCAUUUUUUUAAUCAACAAAAUCUUUUUCUUGUAGUUGUAGUUUGCAGUUCUUUAGGACCCCGCUGCUUUAGGUCAGGGUGAGGCUUUCCGUUUUGCACUAAAUCAAAGUUCAAAGUUACUUCAUUUUUGUCUGAUAAUGAUUAUUCACUGAUAUUUCUCACUUUCUUUCUCAUGUUUGUGAUUUUCUAUUUUGGUUCUCAACAUUGGAUCUCAUAAGUAAAACUUCCUAUUCUAGUAUUUUGCCUUUUUACUCAUCAACAUAGCAUUUUUUCUUAUCUAAAGACAGUAACAUUUUUUGUCUCAUAACUAUGGUAAAAAUAUCCUUCUUAGUGUUUAGGGGCUCAUAUUGCACAUUAUUGCAUUUCUUGAUGUAACCUUGACUGUAAAAGACCACUCUCUUAUUCUUACAUUGACUGUGCCAGAAGCCUUGAAACAGAGGAAGUGGGAGACUUAGGAGGUUAAGUAAAAUAAGUGGAAGCUAAUUCCUUUUAUUUUGAAGGUCCCUGAAUUCACAUGACCCCAGAUAUUACUAGAAGUGACUUGUUUUCUUUUCAUUGAAGCAACUUGCACGCUCAAUUUAAAUAUCCUUAAAAUCUCUGCUUACCUGAUGGCUAAUAAUGAAAACUCUGACCUGUGUGAGUCCACACUCAGUGUCAGUAUCACAAUGUUUAGAGUCUCUGCUUGGUGAAAUGCCAGAAAUUCACCUCUAAAACGAUCAAGUCACUGUAGGUGUUGACAUUAUUGAUCUGUGGGCCUCUUAGAGAAGCUGAAACUCACUUCUUAUGGUGUCUGUGUCUAAUUCUGAAAGUCUUGUUGUUUCUCUUGGAGAAGGAUAAAUGUGUGGUGACAAGUGGCUUUGGCUCUGCUUGAGUUCAGGUUGUUACAUAAACUCUGCAAUAUGAUGACUUGAACCCGGCUGCACUGAUUUACUUUAAGAUUAAGUUGUUUUCAGAGUUUGUGGGUUGACUGGGAAUCGAGUCCAACGUCCUGACACUUGUAACCGUUUCCAGAUGAAGCCACUUUUUUAAAUCCUGUCAUAAUUCCACUGAAAACAGGGUGAUUUCCCUCACCAGAUGGCAAGGGCCACCCACUUAGGGAAGGUGGAAAAAAUCCAAGUAACUAGUUAAAUCUCCCAAACUAAUCCCUCUCUGAUUAACCACAGUGACAUUUCAGUUUGAGCCUCAGAUUUAUUGUGGUUUCCUCUGAGCUCUGGCUGUGUUCAUCUGUCCUCACACCAGUGGCACCCCAGCUUGAAGGGUUCACAGUGAAGGUCACAUUUUGUUGGAGCAGUCUGCAGGGUAGAUGUGACAGUUUGGGGGAUUAUUCAGAGGCAGAUUAUGAUGUUACUGUUGGUGCAGCGGGCUGCUGAGAGGCUGAAAAGUUUGUCCUGACAGUUUUGUGAUUGUUGUACUGCAGCUGUCCGGAUCACUCUGUAUCAAGUUGUCCCUAAACCCUCUAAUGCUGCCUGUGUUGUAGGCAUGAAAAAGAUCUUGACUUCUCCUGUAACUCAAGAAGACAGACCUGGUGUUUUUAUGUCCACAGUCAUAUGAUAUCAGUUUGAAAAAUUAGAUUUUGGGUCCAUAAAUUUCUUACAUACGCUCCACUCCUUCAUAAAUACAUCUCUAUUCAGACCAUUUCCCAUGCCAAAUGGCCACAGAUAACCUCUCACCAUGUCAGCAUCUGUUUUAUGAGGGGAACAUUUUCUCCUUUUUCAGGCACUCUCUGUCUCGCUGUAUAAUGGUGUUGUUUUAGUUUGAAUGGAUUUAUAGUGAAAAAGGAGACGUGGAGGAGAUAUUUGUUGGUCGUCGUGUCAUUAAUUCUCCUUCUUGACUGCUUUUUUAUUUGUUUUCCAUGGUGGACUCGUUGUAGCUUUUCAAAAUAUCCCAAGAUGUGUUUUAACGCAAAUUAUGCGCUCCAUUUUUGCUGCAGUGUUUUCCCUUGUUGGUAAAGUGAGCUCCUGAAUUUCAUCCUUGGAAGUUAUCAUGUUAUGUUUAAUGAUUUUUAUCCAGGCUUUAUCCAGCCCCAUGCUGCUCUGCAACUCUACUCCACAGCGACCACAGAGGCACUCUGUCUUUGUAUUAUUUUUUCACUGCUCUUAUAUGUAGUUAGCUGCUCUUUUCUCUCAUCACUUAUUUCCUGUGUGGAAGGACCCACCUCAUGUUUGUUUUGGCCCAGGUGGUGUUUUGGCACGGAGCUGAAUGAGCUGCUACUGGUGUGAAAGAGUCAGACUCUACUUAUGAGUUCAAGCAAGUGCUUUUUUUUUACCCCUCCAUGCAUUCUGCUAUACAACUGCAAGUCAGCUGCAGGUACAGGCAACCCAUGGAGAUAACCAUUAAGCACUUCCUGUCGCAGUGUUUAUGUCAUUUAUCUUUGCAGUGAGGUUUGGCACCUUUGGAUGCUGUGCUAAGCUAAAAGCCAGCUCUCUCUGUGGGAAAUACAUCUGCAUUACAAGAAGAGUAUGUCAGCUCUAGUCUGGGAAUCCACAUGAAGCUCAAGCAGGAGAUGCAAGCUGAGCGUAAGGCUCGUAGAUUGGCUGCAAUCCAAUCCCAGAAAGAUCCCCCCUAUGAUAUGCGCUCUGUUGGUUUCCUUAUUGGCAGCUGUGGUCAGUUUGGGACCUAACCUGGCACCACAGCCAUAACCACAGCCCAGUUUGUUUGAGCGUAUGGUGCCUCAGCGGGACCGCUCUUGGCUGCUCCACCACCUGUUUGCACAGCGAGUUGCUUUUACUGCUGGUUUGAGUGAAUUUAUGGACUGCUGAUUUUAACUGUUCUAUUUUUACAGUGCCCAGGUUUCCUGUAAUGCAUUUCCACCAGUGUGGCACAGAAAACUCACACCCUUGGGCUGCAGGAAGGAAACUGUGGGAUCAGUUCAAAGACAGUCACACCAAAAUGAGGCCUCCUGAUGAGUUACAUGAAUCUUCCUGUGUCCUUUGUUGUUUUGGUCAAGAUUAAAUGAAUUAUGUUCAUGUUUCCAGAAUAACUUGAGGUCUAUGUAUAAGUUUUAUUAAUGCAUUUACAGGUAGAUAAAGUGAGAUGUUCACCAUGACAUAGCUUUGCUCUGGUAAAGGUAAUAAACAGUUAAUAUAGCAGGGCAUGCUAACAGGGGUUCUGUUGAGUUGUGUUACCUUUUCAAUAACAGCUACCAUGACACAAAACAAUAAAAUAGUAAAUGAAUUCUGCAAAGAACUCUGAGGCCUGUUAACAUUUAAUUUAAAGUAUUCAUGUCAUCCAAUCAUCACACAUUACUAUAUUCCUGAGCAGACACUGCUGAGGGAGCUUUAUUUUUUAGGUGACCCUUAAAACUUGUUUUUUUUCCUCUCAUCUUGUCUCCACAAGGCACUGCAUCCAAAUCCAAGAUGAGAUCAGAUCAUGUCUUUUUUCCUUCCUGAUACACAGUUCAAAGUUUGUAAUGAGACGCUCAUUUUUCAAGAUGCUGCCUGCUUUCGAAAAGGUUUCUAGUUGCUGGUUUGAUUUGGCUUAUUGGCCAAACAGGUUUCUUAUUGGUGUGCACCAGGUGAGAAAAAGUCAUCAAAUAAUAAUAAUAAAAAGGUAAAUUGACGCAGUGAGAAUUUGUACAGGUGCGCUUGUUGCAGGUAAAUGAUUGGUUUGUCAAGGAAAUCAAACAGUGAUGUGGUUGUUUGUCCUGAACUGAGCCUACAGUUUAUUUUUCAUCUGAAAAUUUAUGAACUAAGAUUCCUCCACAGUUUUCGGUCAGUUUGCUCACCAUUUACCUUACUGUCUCUAUUUAGUCACACAAAAUAAGUCCAUCAACAAAUAUUUGGUGUCAGUAUAACAUUUCAAUCCCUGUUUUGUGCCAUUAGGAAUAAUUUAUAAACACACAUAUUUAAGAAAUCUCACACAGCAUUUUUAUUGACUGUUUGUAUUCCUACUUUUUUCCCUGUUUGGUUCAACAAACCCUUCAAAUGAACUUUUUGAUUCGUCUAAACACCAGUAACUUCACACUUCUCACCCUGACUCAUUUUUCUUAUUUGUCCACAGAGUCUAGGCUGCGAUGACUAUCUGGGAUCAGGAAAGGUGAUGGACAAGUGCGGCGUGUGUGGAGGCGACAACACAUCCUGCAGGCUGGUCUCUGGACUGUUUAGACACAGUUUUUCCAAGAUCGGCUAUCACAAGAUAGUAGAGAUCCCAGAGGGAGCCACCAAGAUCAACGUCACGGAAAUGGUGAAGAGCAGGAACUACCUAGGUGGGAGAAACACUCUUACAAUAUUAAUGCUAAGCUUAACACAGUUCUGAUUUCAGAUACAAAUGAGUUCAAUAUGAGGUAAACUGAGGAUGGUUUGUCAUUCUCUGUCUUACUGACUGGCUUUGUGGUUCCCUUUGAAGUAUUAUUUCACUUAAUUCAAGGCAAAGUGAUGCUUUAAGUCCAGAUAAAUGUCUCAUUUUUUGAAAUUUGCUUCACAAUAGUAUUAAUGUGUCAUUUAGUUGUCAAGUUCCUGGAAUUAAGAUGCUAUUUUUCAUCAUCAACAUGCAGAGAAGAGCCUUUAAAACUUGACAAAAGAAAGAACAGAAAAAAUACAAACAGCCAAAACAGGAGAUAAUAGGAGGCAAAAUAAUACAGAAACAAAACAAGACAUUAUUCUUACACUAAGAAACUUUACAAAUCAGAUUUGCUCGUUUCAUUAGCAGAUUAUUAAGUCAUUUCAAGCUAUUCUAGUCCCAUUUUAUUCUUGUAAUUUCUUGACAUGUAUCUGGACUCCUCAUGUGAGUGUGGCAUAUAAAAGUGAACUCAGAUGUUUUGAAGUUUAGAGUUUUUUCUGUUUUCAACGUUGGUUAAUGAUUUAACACUAAACCACUAACAGACCAAAACCUGAUGUAACUCCAAACUGAAAAUAUCUUUUCAAUAAUGUUGUUGAAUUCAAGAUGUUGAUGCUAUGCCCAUGUGACAGAAACAAAUUUUGAGCAGGAUGGAAGUCUCUCAAAAAUGUGAAAAUAAUAAUAUCCCUUUGGUAUCCAUUAGUUUAAGAGAACAAACCUUUCUUCAAGCUUUGGUCCCUAAAUGGUUUGAGCAGAGAGCAAAACUGGAUAAUGAAAUCAAUCUUCUUUUGUUUUUCUGCUUGAGGUAUUUUUAGACGUGAAGCUCGGCUGUCUUUGCUGGAGAACUCGUGGCCUGUCACAGCUAAUUUAACUUUCUCUUAGAAGUUCAAGGGCUCAGGUUUUUAUCCAGUUUUAUGGUCUCAUCAUUUGCUGUCCACCUUUGUCUGUAUUCCAGCUCAGGAUUAAUGAAGAAUAGAUAAGAAUGUCUAUCAUCUCCCUGUGGUUUUGUGGCCCCAUUCACGUGUGCAGUAAACUUUUCAGAGUUGGGCUGCAAACAGUUGAAAUGUUAAGGGGAUAUUCUGUGUAAAAUUAAGUUAGGGUCCACCACACCUUAACACCGAGUUAAACACCUCCUUAAGAGAUGAAUGUUGUCAACCGCUUGCUUCUCUAGUUAUACCAGUUUUAGUAUCGACCGCACAAUCGCAAUACACAGUGGUCCAAACACAACUUACCCAAUCUCUUCCAGCAGCCGCUUGUUUGAGGGGGGAGCCCUGACGAGUCGAUCGAUGGAGUGCAGGGGAUCAUCCCUUUAAGUAAUAAUCAUAAUAAUCAUUUUGCACUGCAGACGCGGUAGUUCUUCUGCCUUAGCGUCUCGGUCUGAUUGCAUUUCCACAAAGAAAUGAUCAUAAAUGUUCUUCCUUGAGCUGCGAAACUCUUUGUAUUGCUAUCGUGCGAUCUAACUAGGUGUUGUGGUGUGUUUGACCCUAACUUAAUUUUACACCAGAAUAUCCCUUUAACUCUAUUAUUUUUGCCAGCAGCCCAGUGAAAUUUCUAUUUAGGUAAGUUGAUUUGGACUGCAGCAGAUAGUAUCAAGUGUUGGUAGUAAUAGUAGUAGUAGUUUUAGAUUAGUAUUACUGGUAAGUAUAAGUGAGGGGAGCAUGCUUUGCUUUAAAAUCCUUAAGAUUUCAGGAGAAGCGUACCUCCAUAGACUGAAAUCCUCCAUCAAAUGAUGAUUCCAGUGGUGAAAAGCACCCAGGAUUUGGGCCUUAUGUAGAUCAUUAGAUGGCACAUUUAGGUAGAAAAACACUUUGAACUUGGACCAGUAACAGGAUAAAAAAAAUAAUAAAAAAACAUGAUGAGACUGCCUUAAACGUUUUUCUGCAGCUCUACACUAUGAUCUAUUUUACCCAUAUGCUGAUAUGUUACUGUGGAUAUCUCCAGUUUCUCAUCACACUGACAUGCUGCAUAAGCAAAAACAAGUGUCAAGGGGGGUUUGCACAAAAAAAAAAUAUCCAGUAGACAACUGUAAUACUGUUGCAUCUUGUUCCUGUACAUGAAAAGAGUAUUUUUUGAAAACCGAAACCAUAUGCUUCAUAUUCUUCUUUGUGGGCGCACUUUUCAGUGGUCUUUCAUAACAAAAUCAUAUUGCCACCUACUGUCCUGGCAACCACUCUAUUGAUUUGGGGAUCUGUGUACAAGUGUUUUUUUUUUGUUUGUUUUUUUCAAAAAGUUGUACAAACACAGAUUUUUUUUUUUUACAUUAAAAGAGACAACUUUUAUUUUAAAUAGGGCUGUUCUUGUCUGAAGAUUUAAUGAACUUUGUUUUCGUCCCUGGCGCUCACGCAGAGGUGAAUUUAUGGACGACAGACCCAUAUCCAGGGAUUGAAAUGGAAAAAUAAGGAAAAUAAGAAAUUAAGAACAACAUAGAGGAUUAAAAAUUUACGUAUCAGCAAUUUCGAUGUUAAACGCUAUGACCACAUUUGUGUCAUUUGACUUCAUGAGCUUAUGAGUAUUAGAGAAAUUCCUGAAGUGUAUAUCUGAAAACAGCUGAUGUUACAUCUUUAAGUCUGCAAUUAGUGAGAAGAAGAUCCGAGUCCAUUUACAGGAUGGUAAUUUGUUCAUUUUUUUUAUGAAUGUCUAAUUUCAGCUGUUCUGCUGAAGCUGCUUGUGGGAUUGAAUCAUUUGUCCAAAAGCAGAUCACAGGGGGUGGUGUCACUUGUUCAGAGUCUCUCCAGCGUGCAGCUGAUAAUACCACCCAGCAGUGAGCUGCAGCCUUUCACUGGAGCCUCUGAGUCAAACACACUGCACAGAUAAUUGGCAUCCUAAUAGAGGAGCAACAGUAGGACACAGUGGUAGGUAAUUUUCAGAAGUGACUGCAGGAAUGUAUGACAUUGUUUAAUGAGCGCCAUGGCUCGGUUCAGCAGUAAGUUUGGAAGACAAGGGGGACGGCCCUGAUCCCCCCCGCCGUCUCUUCCCUCGAGAGAAGUGAAAAAACACGGUUUCAUUAGAGGAUCUUACCUCCAAAGCCUCAGCGUCUUUUUAAUUAAGGUGAGGAAUUCCUGCUCUCAGUGAAAAAAUAGCAAAACCUCAGAGGAUGGAUUCAGAACCUUGAAAGUCUGAAACACUUGGACAGCGGGCAUGCCCUGCUUUCUUUUACUUGAAUUGAUCUUUAAUGAACACUCAGAUUCACUGGAUUAUGUGACGCAUUUUCUUUUGAUUUUGGACAGUGAAAUCCAUUACUGCUAAAGGCAGGCAAAUCUGAAAAAAAAGGAUGUUAAAGGUCCAGACAGCAGCAGUUUUUUUCCUUUUUCAGAAUGAGAGUGAACAUUUUAAAAUACAAACAAAAAGUGGAAUAAGAGCUUGAAUCCAGCAGGCACCACCUCCUGUUUCCUCACCACGUCCUGGACUUUCCCUCAAUAGGCCUCUGUUCUACACUGUGCAUGUCUAAUGUGCUUUUAGUUGUCCAAACAGUCUUUUACUACCCCAUCUAAUGUUACACUUCUAAUGCUUUUCUAAUGGCUUCUUGUACUUAAUCCAUGAAAUCAGUGGAAAACAUCUUUGGAGAUUGUGUUACUGGAUUUGCAGCAGAGAUUUGCCAGCACAAACAGAUCAUCAUAUUUGUAAAGGGCUUUGAGAGUGUAGGUUAGAGCCUGAAUUUGGUUAGCAAGAGUUACUGUUUCUGGUGGAGGGGCCAGCAUCAGAACUCUAUCUGGAUUUAGAUGUUAUCAUUUACAUUUUGUGUUACAUUAAAUAUUAAUUAUAUAUCAGCCGCUGUGUGAGUCUUGCCUUUCUUUCCAAAGCGGACGUUAGUAAUAGUGCGGUUAUUCUCUUUGUCUCCUCUAGCUCUGCGGAGCCGUUCAGGGCGGUCCAUUAUUAAUGGAAACUGGGCUAUCGACCGACCAGGGAUGUAUGAGGGUGGAGGGACUAUGUUCACCUACAGAAGGCCAAAUGAAAUCCGCAGCACAGCAGGGGAAUCUUUUCUCGCUGAAGGCCCGACCAACGAGAUCCUGGAUGUUUAUGUGAGUAAGAAACAGACUAAGAGCUACAGGCCGAUACUGUUCAUGUUCAAGGUACUUCAGCCUUGAAUUGAGAGUUUUUCAAUAUCUGGUCAUAUUUCAUGAUUCAUUCACUUGUUCUUAGUGAUUUUGUCUCUAUCUUUGCUUGUUUUGUCCUGGAAUGUCCUUCACUUUGGAUUAAAGCGUCUCAUAAAUGACAUUGUAACAUGAGAAGUACUUCUGAUGACUUUUGCUGACUCACUUAUUUUACCUCAGAUGAUCUUCCAGCAGCCGAACCCUGGAGUUCACUAUGAAUACAUCCUUCCCUCUGUGACACCAGUCGGCCCUCAGCAGCCAAACUACGGACAUGAUGGUAAACGGCAGUCACAUCACACCUUCAACUCCUCAUACUAACAGCAAACAUACAACUGUCCGAACACAGGGAUGUGUAUUGAUCCUUACACAUGUGAUUCAUCCAACACAGUGACUUCUCAGUGACUCUAACCUCAUGUGUGCUCGUCCUAGGGAACACUGUGAAUGGUCAGGGUCGAUAUGACCAUCACCCAAACACCCACCAAGAUAACUUGACUCCAUCAGGUGGGGGGAGGCUUCCUCCUCAUCUCCCUGACAACCAGGUUCCUUUUGUACAGCCACCAAGACGUACCAGAGAGUACAACUGGAAGCCGGCUGGAUAUACAGAGUGCAGCGCCUCCUGUGGUAAAGGUCAGUCACAGUAUUUGUGAAAAUGUACCUUUUAUUUGCUGGAGGACUAGGUUAAAAAAUAAGUGUGCUUGAUAGUUUGUAUUAUUAAAAUUGCACAAAGCCCAAAGGACUUGAAAUGCAGAGUUACAUAAUAUUACAGUGAGAUUAACGUUGACUCUCUGGCCCCUCUUUCAUUUUCAAGUACACUCACAACAUGCAGCAUUCAGAGCUUAAAUUAAACAGCUGUUUUCUUGCUUUUGAAGGAUUCAGAUACACUAUCUUUCACUGUGUCUCUCGGCUGAACCACGCCCAGGUGUCUGACUCUCUGUGUGACAGCAGCAGCAAACCAUCUCCAGAGGAAGAGGCCUGCAACCUGCAGCCCUGCCCUGCAUUGUGAGAAACAUCCCAAAAAUAACACAUUCAGUGCUGUAAUUCAAUGAGGAUAACACCUUUCAACUUCUUUAGAACGUUCACAUACAGGAUAACACCGACUUAAUUAUCUGUCAUCCUUUUUCUGCAGUGUGUUUAUCAUAUUUUGGUCAAUAAAUUGAUUUCACAACAUGCCCAACCCACUAAGGCUCCAAAAUUGCUCUCAUAAAAUGUUACAUAAGUUGAACCUUUCACAGUCAGAAUCCCAGACAAGCUUGAAACAUAUCUUCUCCUGAGCAAAACUUAAACUGAGACGAUAAAGAAUACAAUUUUUUGUAAUUUAAUACAAAGGUUACAUAUCAUAUAGGCUGCCAAUGAUGCUUUUCUGACACUAAGCUCCUUUGAUUAUUCCCCCUGAGCAGCUGGGAUAUUGGAGAGUGGUCAGAGUGCAGUAAAACCUGCGGUCUAGGGAUGCAGCACCGGCAAGUCCUUUGCCGCCAGAUGUACGCCAACCGCACCCUCAACGUCCACACAAGCCGCUGCCGACACUUAGAGCGACCUGAGAUCACCAGUACAUGUCAGCUGAAGAUCUGCAGUGAGUGGCAGAUCCGCUCCGAGUGGACUCCGGUGAGAGACAGAUUAUAGAUGUAAUGAGACUGGGUUGAUCUGUUUGACUUGUCAGUUCACAUCUUUUGUGGGGUAUAACAUUGAAAAUAAAACAGGGUUCAAAGAAAAGUCUGCAUAUUUGGAUUCUCAUCUCAGACAUCAGUAAUCAUAAAAGUUCUUAUUUGUCAGUUUUUAUCUCUGACUUUAGGAUCAUGUGCCUGAACAAAUAGUUCAACAUUUUAGAGAAAACACCCGCCCAGCACUGUAGCCAGGAGACAGCUGAAAAAAUUUAGGAUAUCAAAACGCCAGUUCAUAUUUAACUGACUGAAAGCAGUGAGUUCAUUAAAAUUGGCCUACCUCAAACGUUAUUAGGAUCACUUUUAUGUAUGUAUUUACUUUUAUGUAUCAAAAUAAUCUUAAAUAUAAAACAAAUCAAUGGGAUUGAAGACACCCCCUUUUCUUUUAAUGACAGUACAGACAAUUUUGACCUUAUUCCAUCUGUGAAGUUCAAGGAAGAAGGAGUGACUAAUUAAAGCCGCUAUAAGGAGUUUAUAUUUAUAAGGAGGAUAUAAGGAGUAAAUAUUCACAGUGAGUGAUACAUUUGACAGCCACACUGAAGGAUGAAGAGGAUUGGUUAGACAUUCUACCUCAGCAUGUGUAGGACAACACCACUGAAGAGAUAGGAUGUACUUCAUUGCCCACAGGAGGGCGCCAAUGUCAACACAUAUGAAAUUUCCUCCAAGGAGCUUUAAAUAGCAAAAUAUUUCCUUUAGGACAAAGAAAAGACCAAAACAGCCAACAGAGAGUGACUGUUGACUUAAAAAAAAAAAAAGAAACCUAGUUUUAAAUUAAUUAAUCAUUAUUAUGUUGUGCUAUUUCACUACAAGCAUUACCUGAAGAAUAAAGUAGCACAGCUCUAAAUGAAAGUUCAAAAGCUGCUCACAAAUAAGUCAUUUUAUCAAAAUCUGAGGACAUAAAAGCUGUUUUUAUGUACACAGUUUAUAUCUUCUUCAAAAAGUAAACAUUAAAUCUUAAGAUGCAGGUUUAAAGAAACAACAUAUGAUGAGUUGAUCUGUAAACUCUGUUAUACAUAUUAAAGGGACAGAUAUGAAGAUUAUAAAGCAUCAGUCUGCGUAUCUUACAGGCAGAAUGAAAUUGUGCAGAGAGUCCUGUUGUGGACUCUGGAGGUUUUCAAGACUGAAGGACAGAAAAAUCUAGAAGAAAACAGCUUACCUGAAAACCCUCAAACAAAAAUAAGCUUUUGAUUUAAAAUAUUUUACAAUGGUGCACUUGCAAACAAAUCUUAAGACCACAUUGAUAGAAAAUGUAAAGAAUCGUUCAGUGUCCCCACUUCCACAGUUUUAACCAUGUGGCCUGUGUCUCUGCAGUGCUCUGUGCCAUGUGGGCUGGGUCAGAGGUCACGAGAGGUUCGCUGUGUCAGCAACGUGGGCGACUUUGUUCCUGAUGAGGAGUGCAACAUAAAUCUGCGGCCCAGCGAUGUGGAGAACUGUGACAUGGGAGCCUGUGCCAAGAGCUGGUUCUACACUGAGUGGGGUAACAGGGUAGGUGUUUGAGUUGAAGCUGCACAUAGUGACGACUAUUCAUGUUUGAUAACAGUGGCAGUCAUUGUAUAUGUCUAUCCGUGUGCAUCCAGAUGAUGUGUGGAUCGUUAACAUAGAUUUUGAUGCAGCCAGGAUGAGGUUUAGGUCUCCAUUUCAACUCAAAACAGUGCUCCAACACACCUGAUUCAAAUGAUGAGCUUGUUAUUAAGCCGUUCCAGAGUUUGAUAACGAGCUGAUCAUUUGAAUCAGGUGUGUUGGAGCAGGGAAACAUCCAAAACAUGCAGGACAGUGGGCCGCGAGGACUGGACUUGAGAACCACUGGGCUAAGCUAUGAACCAGAGAGCUAACAGUAUAGCAGCUAAAUUUGAAGGGUGCGACUCAGUAUAUUAGGGAUUUCAACAGAUGAUAAAGGUGCAUGAAAUACUUUGGCCAGCCUAACUCUAGUAUAUGAACUUCAUAAAAUCUGAAUGCAAGUGUUUACCUGUUCACUCCGCAGUGCUCAGCUGAAUGCGGGAUGGGCGUUCGAACGCGAGGAGUCCUCUGCCUGAAUAACCACAUCAGCAGCCUUCCUCUGGAGGGGUGCGGCAACGAGCGGCCCGCCGACUCUCAGGUCUGCAACAACGGCCCCUGUGAGAACCGCAUCGAGUGGUUCACAGGCCCCUGGAGCCAGGUAUGAGGAUGACUGAAGGUCAGGCAGAGCUUAUAGGGAGGCUGUCUGGAGUAGAUGAUUAUAUGGGAUUUAUCUUGAUUUUACAGCAGCGUGCAUUCCACCUGUCUCAGUUUUGCAUUAUUAAAUCCAUAUGUGUUGUUCCUGUCUGUGGCUCAGUGCUCUGCAGAGUGUGGUGCAGGCAGCCAGCAGAGAUCAGUAGUGUGCCUGAUGAAGUCUGAUGAAGGAUUCACCGUCAUGCCACCGUAUGAGUGCUCCUCCUUGGAUCGUCCCCUCAGCCAGCAGAGCUGCAACCUGAAGGCCUGUGGAGCAAAGUGGUAUCACACCGACUGGAGCGCCGUAAGAUAUAAAAACUCUUCUGCUUUCACUGUUCAGAAACACUCAAGCAAAAUCAGUUCUCUGCAACAUACCGAUUAAUAUUGGCCCACUAAACUGCUUGUCUAGGGACGACUCUCACAAUCCAAACAAGGAAGUGUAGUGUAUGUUGAGCCUGAGAAGUCAUAAAGAAUGAGUCUGACAGGUGUGAUUUAACUGGAAUGGUUGUAAUUGUGGUAGCAAAUAUGGUUAAAUGGAUCUUCUUCUUAUUGAGAGAAUACAUUUUUCAGGGCCUGUGAAGUGUCGGAUCAGAAUAACUAUGAGUGUUUGCACAAAUAAUGGGAAGAAAUGCCCGAUCAGAAUAAAAAUGUGUCAUGUAAACAUGUUGAUCAGAAGAUUCUGAUCCAAUUCAGCUCAAUCCAAAAGAAAUUGUAUUCCGAGAGGGGUGGCUUAUGCCGAUCGUUACUCCGAAACACGUCCAUCUAAACACUUAUUCUGAUCUUGAAUCUCUUACCUGACUCCAUCUUCACUCUUUAGCUUUGGUUUAUUUGUCGAGGCCAGUUCAGGAGAUUUCAUUAUUAACACUCCAGCAUAAAACACAACUGCAGGUACCGUGUCUGCUCCUCUGGUAACAUAACAAGGCGUACAUACAGCGUAAUGAUGUCACAUCUGCACACACAGUACAACCUUUGAUAGAACAGUAAAAUAAGUAUGCAAGGGCGCCAUCUAGUGACAAUAUUCAACAGGGGGAAAACUCCUGAAUUGGAUGGAGUGAGCCACUACCGGGUUUGUUGUUUCUUUCUUGUUUUAGUGAAAUCAGUCAACUCUGCACAUGUCCAAAUUCUCCUAAUCUGAAUAAAACUUGGUGCAUGUCAUGAUCGGGUUAUUUGAUUUUGCACCCAUAUAAACAGUGGAUUCAGAUUAUCCAGUCCCGCAUCAAGAAAUCAUGAAAUCUUCAUGUAAACAUGGCUACUGACAGAGUUUUACUGACCUGGAUCAGACUCUCAUCACUGACUCCUGUCCUUCCAGUGCUCAAAAACAUGCGAGAGAGGUUUCCGUGUGCGAGAGGUACGCUGCCUAUCUGAUGACAUGCUGUCCAGUGAGGGCUGCGACGAGAGGCUGAAACCAGCAGAGAAGGAAGACUGCAACCCAGAGCCCUGCAUACCACGCAUAGGUCAGUCUUCUCCUAACAUCCUCUCUGGAAAAUGUCUGAGUUUUUCUUUUUCAGUCCAGUCAAGAAAGAGAAAUGAAGGGACUGACAGAUAGACAGAAAGGCAUGAACGAAAAGAGCAGAAAUUUCACUGGUAAUAACAGAAGACUAAUAUAGGUCCAAAUCAUUGGAUAAGACAAGAGGGCACAAAAACUCUGGGGGAAAUAUAAAGUUAGUCAUAUGGAUGCAAAUGCAUACAGAGAGAGAGAAGACAGGACCUCAGUGCACCAAGUCUGAGCCUCAAGGCAAGCAGGGCGUCUGCUGUCAGAACCCAGCGGUAGAUAACUCCAAAAGAGAAGACCCUGAUAAGUGAAGGCUUUUCUACUUUUGAAAACUUUAUGGGCUACAAGCAAAAGUGCAAUUUUCCAAAUGGGUAACAGAGAACUGAGAACUCUUUAAGAUAUGAGGACUGACUCUCUGCUAGCCUGGCUGCAGGGACCAAAGUCCUGCUGGGCAGCUCUUUGCAUGAGGGGUAAAGGGAGAACUUUUUUUCUCAGUGAAACAGAAAUUUUACCUUGAGGAAGCUAUUGGACUUCAAACUUUGUUCUUCAGUAGUAGGCCAUGCAGCAUUUCAGAGUUUUAAAUGCUUAAAAGUAGAAAAAGUAAAAGCUUUGCACAGCAGAGGAAAAGAGUGAGAUUUUUAAAAAAGGCAAAAUACAAUAUGUGGAGUUAUGUUUGUGUCUUAAACUGUUUCUCCAAAGUUUAAGAUCUUCCUUUAUUUUUCCUGUCAGAUGAGAACUGCAGAGACAAAUACUUCAACUGCAAUGUGGUGGUCCAGGCCCGCCUCUGUGUGUACGAUUACUACAAGACCACAUGCUGCGCCUCGUGUUCUCGAGUGGCCCACAGACAGUCCUCCAGGCGAGUCGGCAGAUAACACCCAAAGCUCCACGUUGAGAUGGACUGAGUACCUGCUGCAGGCAGUCUUCCUCCUUGGACCUGCAGGGAGGGUGGAUCAGCAGGACCUUGGCAUGAACGCGCACUUGCUGUGAUUGCCAAGGAUGGAAAAUGAAGAAGAGACUAUUCUGUUGAUUCAUUUGGAGACAGCUUAUGGACAAGGAAAUCCUCUCACUGGGGAUAAAACGGAGCUCUAGUUUGAUGAGAGAUGUCAGGAGUAAAAACUGUCACACCAACAGAACAGAAAACUGGAUUUCCAACCAAGAUUUCACAAUAAGAAUUCACCUUAUUUCCAUGAAGGGCAGUUUACAGCCAUCUACAGCCAACGAUGGCUUAUGUGGAGCACACAAGAUGAAGAGGAGAGCGCCUUAAACUUUUGAAGGUGGACUGUAUUUAGAAAGUAUUUGAUUGAUUGUGGCCUUUUUCACUCAUGCUCAGAUGUUUGGCAAUAUUCAUACCAUUACUCACUUACUUUAAACCACUGACACACUUUUUUUUGACCAAAGAUGUAAGCCCUGAAGCGGAGGACGAGUUGAAUUUCUGGAAACAGUGUACAUCAAACCACAGAUGGUGCUAAUGUUACAUUUUUACUAGUGCAUUGAAUUAGUAGGAAAAAGAGAAUCUCUGAGUUUCAUUUUUCGAGCUGCAGAUCUGGUUUGUAAAAUUCCAUCAUGCACAGCAACAAGGUUUAAGUGUGACCCUUGUAAUAACUGUACUGUAUAUAUAUAUGUCUGUAUGACUGAGUGAAUGAUAAAGAUCUUUUUUAAGGCUUUUCAGACAGUCCUCCCAUAACUGAAGAGAAAAAAACUCCUCUUUAUUUAUUUAUGUGGCCCCCCAGGGAGGACGCUGGUUUAUCGGCCUCCGGUGGCCCCUGUCUGUCUGGUUGUGGGGGUAAAACCUUCGCUGGGUCUCCACCAAUCACAGCCUAUGAACUGACUGCAGGCAUUCCUCAGCGUACUGGAUGGUAGAAGCAGAUGGUGAAAAAACACUCACAUAUUUUUAGAGACAUGAAACAAACUGCAUUUAAAAUGAUGCUCUGUGGGAGAUGAUCAUUCCACAGCUCUACGACCCCCUGAUAGAUCACCAAUCAUUUAAAGCAUUGAAUUAUUCAUAUUGUUAAUAUCUGAUUGUAAAAAUGAAUCAUGACAGUAUUUUUUAAUUAUUUAUCUGGUACGGUUUGAACGAGGAUUUGUUUUAGCAAAGUGGAAGCAGCCCUUUUUUCACCAUGUAAUCUUUCAUUUUUAUACAAAACCUACACACUGUACCUCUCAAGUGUUUCAUUAUUUUUGUAUAACAUGUUAUCAGUUCCUUCCACGCACAAUAAACUUACCUCUGAUUUGUAAGUGCUGUUCGUAAAAAUGUUUGAUUUCCAGAUGACUGCACUAUGCAUUCAAGUCCGUUGUUUUAAGUUAAAAUAAAUAUUAGAUUGGGAUCUGAA